AUGGGCUACACAGAACUGUUCACAUCUGAGGAGCCACCUCAAGCCUUCGAUCUUCCGAACGAACUCUGGUCUCGCAUUCUCGAUCUUGCUACCUUUGUCCCGAUGAGCCUUGAGGUGGAACACGAAGAUCCUUUUCAGCUCGAGGAUAGUCUUUGCAACACCGCGCUUUGCGAGAGGGCCCCAGUCGACACACUUUUUCUAUCCAUCAGGAAGUCCAAUGCGGACAAACUCUCUUUCGUGCGGGUAUCUAGACACUGGUAUGACCUUGGUAUCCCGUUGUUAUACCGGUCGGUCCACGUUCAACGGGGCCGAGACCUCAUCUCCCUUGCUGCCGUCCUGUUGAAGUACAGGGGCAAUGCAGCUUCAGUUACAGACGUCCACUUCUCUUUGGGAUCGUACGUUCGUCGCUUAGAUCUAGCUAUGGUGCGCAUGACUCCCCUGUUCCCUGGAGUUACGACGCUGCUCGAUGCUAUCACGACCAUAUUUUCGUGCCUAUCGAGACUCCAAAUCCUAGUCAUCGAUACGAAGGGAACGGAUUCUCCACUGCUUAAUCUCCCAGAUGCGCACUCCAGGCUCGAUGCCCGUGUUGAACGACGAGCACGUAUACCAGAACAAGCUUGGGAUGCUUUGUUGAGCGCUUGUAGGAACUCCCUACGUCGAUUUGAUUUUGUCGUACAAAACAGUUUCUUUGUACCCCAAAACGAUAUGUAUGGCGGUGCAUAUACGAUGAACCCGCUCGGUAUUCUCUGGCGUUUUGUCAACCUGAGGACAGUGCACCCUCAAGUGAUGGCGGCCAACAGCCGGUGGUGCUUCCUUUGUACUCCAGAUAUGACGAACCUAACAUCGUGCUUGGCGCUCACACACGACUACGGAACCCACUCAGUGUACGACAAUAAUAGUGACCCGAUGAAUCCUCCUUAUCCCAAUCUGACCACUAUUAUCGUCUCGACUGCUACCGAAUUCGCCGCCCAGUUUCUCGUGGUCCAAGGACGCACGUUGCAUACCGUGAUCGUGGAGGGCUUCGCGCCACAGGAGGAUCAAGCCCUAUUCAACCUCCUCACUCAACACUGUCCCAAUCUUCGGCGCAUCAUCCUCUCUCUGGACUGCGAAUGCCUCCCUUACAUGAAAUCAAUGUCAGAACUCACAUGGAGAAUGCUUCCCUCCAACGUGACCCACCUCGGGAUCUUCAUCAUGCGCAAUGAAGGAUACCCUCGAGUAGAAGACAUGGAUCUGAUGGCUGAUAUAGCGUUGGGUACUCUAUUCUGGCUUAUGAAUCCAGAUCCAGAAUCUACGCCUACGGCAGUGCGUCACAUCCGGCUACUUAAUCCUGGAAAGGGUAAGUAUACUCUGUCCGCGUUAAGCUCGAUGGACGGGGGGGAUAAUGUGUUACUGAGGUUAAAGAAACGUGGGAUUCGGGUUCAUGAUAUUGACGGGAUGGAGUUGAUGUGA
Messenger RNA from Stereum hirsutum FP-91666 SS1, 1449 nucleotides. RefSeq lists its product as uncharacterized. Bases 1 to 1449 code for a protein of 482 amino acids. NCBI's taxonomy places the organism in Eukaryota, Fungi, Basidiomycota, Agaricomycetes, Russulales, Stereaceae. The record is from RefSeq and is a predicted model, not a curated record. The transcript has a single exon.